Messenger RNA from Cetraspora pellucida, 762 nucleotides. The record is from the annotation of a GenBank genome assembly. NCBI's taxonomy places the organism in Eukaryota, Fungi, Glomeromycota, Glomeromycetes, Diversisporales, Gigasporaceae.
AUGAGCAACUUGCACAUUUUUGGUGCUAACGAUGAUCAUAAUAGCUUUAUAAGUACUGACAUGAAUGACAAUGAGACCUCUUCAGAUGUUUUUAAUAAUUUUAACCUGCAAAACAAUGAUGAUGAAAGGGUAAUUAAAUCAUAUGAGUCUGAUAUAGAAAGUGAAUUUGAAGAAAAUGAAAUUCGAUUACUGGCAUCUAGUAGUGUGCGAGCUGGUGCAAUUAUUGAGGUUUUGCAGAAAAAAUACUCUGAAAAAUAUAUUCAUGCUCGUAAUCAAAUCCCAACUACUGAAUCUGAACAAAACCAACAUUUGGAGAAUAAUAAUAAUAAUGCAAGAGUUGAAUUGUUAUCCAAUCUCAAUGAUAUUGAACACUCUGGUUCUUCAAGAAAAAGAAUAUGUGUAUCUAAUAAUACUGCUAAUAUAUUAACCUCUUCCUCUUUAAGUUUUUUUGUUAGCAUUAUUGAAAAUAAACUGAUUCCUUCUCUUAAUCCGGCUCUUCCUAACCUGCCUUCUUUUUUACAUCUUCUUCUUACAGGAUCAGAUUCUUCUGCACAUUCAUUUAAACAAAAUAUCAAGUUGUAUAAUUCCACACUAGCUUUUACAUCAAUGGGUGCAAAAAUUGAUCCUAAUAUAACAGGAACUGCUGGCAUUUAUAGUUUUCGUAUUCAUGAUGAAAUGUAUCAUAGUAUAGGCACUAUUCUUCCUGAUGAUGGAGCUGCUCCUCAAUUUGCUCAGCUAUACAUUUAUGAUACUGAACAUUAA